Molecule: messenger RNA, 1217 nt
Organism: Tigriopus californicus
Lineage: Eukaryota; Metazoa; Arthropoda; Copepoda; Harpacticoida; Harpacticidae
Gene: RpS4
Product: small ribosomal subunit protein eS4-like
Exons: 3
Coding region: 178-1086 (302 amino acids)
Biological process (GO): translation
Cellular component (GO): cytosolic small ribosomal subunit; ribosome
Molecular function (GO): RNA binding; structural constituent of ribosome
Source: RefSeq, a predicted model, not a curated record
UGCUCAGGGAGUGGAAAUCUUAUGGUCACUCUGACAGCGAGUUGUGAGAGGUUGCGUUAUUUUGGUAAGUGUUCCUGCCUCGUGUCCACUUCCUUUUCCUUUGGCUCUCUGUACGAAUUGCCUCCACUAACGAACUGACCCACUGGAUUCUGUGAGAAGGCAGUCAGGUCUGUGAAGAUGGUGCGCGGUCCCAAGAAGCACAUGAAGCGUCUGUCGGCGCCCAAGACAUGGAUGCUGGACAAGUUGGGAGGCGUGUUCACUACCCGCCCAUCGUCCGGCCCCCACAAGCUCCGAGAGUCCAUGCCCAUUUCUCUCUUCCUCCGGAAUCGACUCCGUUAUGCACUCACCAGCAAGGAGGUGAUGACCAUUAUGAAGCAACGUCUCAUCAAGAUCGACGGCAAGGUCCGCACUGACCACAAGUUCCCCGCCGGCUUCAUGGACGUCAUCCAGAUUGACAAGACCGGCGAGAACUUCCGCCUCAUCUACGACGUGAAGGGACGCUUCACCAUCCACCGGAUCACCGACCAAGAAGCCAAGUAUAAGCUCUGUCGCGUGAAGGCCGUCAAGACCGGACCCAAAAACGUGCCCUACCUGUACACCAGUGAUGGUCGCACCAUCCGAUACCCCGAUCCCAUCCACCGGAUCACCGACCAAGAAGCCAAGUAUAAGCUCUGUCGCGUGAAGGCCGUCAAGACCGGACCCAAGAACGUGCCCUACUUGUACACCAGUGAUGGUCGCACCAUCCGAUACCCCGAUCCCGUGGUCAAGGUCAACGACAGCAUCCGCGUCGACAUCAACACCAACAAGAUCAUGGACUUCAUCAAGUUCGAGGCCGGCAAUCUGUGCAUGGUCACCGGUGGUCGCAACACAGGACGAGUGGGUACCAUCAUGCACCGAGAGCGACAUCCCGGAUCCUUCGACAUUGUCCACGUCAAGGAUGCCAAUGGUCACACCUUCGCCACCCGAUUGGGCUACAUCUUCGUGAUCGGCAAGGGAUCCAAGCCGUACAUCUCGCUGCCAAAGGGCGGCGGAGUCAAGUUGACCAUCGCCGAGGAGCGAGACAAGCGCAUCCUGCAGAAGAGCUAAGCCCAGUCGACGCUUUGAACAAAACAUCAAUGGCGACUCGAGUGCAGGGUUUUGGUUGCUGAUACUACUAUGCUACUGUUGUCGUGUCCCGAAGGCUGUCAAUAAAUGAAACGCUUGGGGGGCCUGCAGAA